AACAGUUUCUUUGAAUCCCCGUGUCAUGGUGGACUGUAGAAGGCAAAGCUCUGCAUGAGUUUGGUAAAGGGACAAAAUUGAAAAAGAACUCACUCUUUAUAGUUAGUUAUAGACUUAUGGAUAUGGUUAAGUGGCAACCCCUCAAAGAAGAAGCACAAGCUCUAGCAAGUCACAACACAUGUAACCUCCUCACCGCGUACAUGUGUGCCAAACCCAAUCUGUGUUAUAUAUAAAAAGUGACUGAGGUUGUUGAAGAAAAUCUUGGCCCUUUUCAUGUUCUUCAGAUCACUCACUACUAAUCUCUCUUUCUCGGAUGAAAGGCAUCAUGAGUGGUGUGGAUCCGGCUUCUGUGAGCAAAGGAAUGAAGAAACAAGAGAAUCACAAAAACCACUUCAAUAGAGAUGUCAUGCUGGGGAGUGAUCUUUGGACUGAUGGACUAAUUUGUGCUUUUGAAUUUAUUCGAGGCCAUAGGAAGACCCGAUCAGUACAAGACAUGGCCAAGAAGCAGGUUUCAUCAAGUGAACUAAAUAGUCGUUUACCCCCGAAAGGUAGUGGGGAGAACUUUUGUAAAUCUGCAGCCCAAUUAGACUCUGGAAUUGGUGAUAGUGAUAUGGUUGACGAUCAUACUGAUAGCAAGGAUUAUCAAUCAGGCUGUUACCAUGGGAAGGAAGAAUUCCCGAGAAGUUACUGGAUACCGAUAGGUUGGGCUAGAAUUUCUGAACUUGUCCAGAAAGUGCAAGUUGAUGUUGGCUGGGCCUUGCAGCCUAUCAACUUCUCAGAUGAUGAAGAUGAUGUGACUGUUGCAGAUGUGGCCGCUCCUUACUGGGAACGCCCAGUGGGACGCACUUGGUGGUGUCAUGUAGAUGCAGGUCACCCAAACAUAAGUGCCUGGUUGAGUAAUGCUCAAUGGUUGCAUCCUGCUAUUAGCAUUGCUUUGCGAGAUGAAAGUAAGCUGAUAAGUGAGCGAAUGAAGCACCUUCUAUAUGAGGUUCCUGUUAGAGUUUCUGGGGGACUAUUAUUUGAGCUCCUGGGGCAGUCGGCAGGAGACCCAUUUGUUGAUGAGGAUGAUAUCCCCAUUGUUCUUCGGUCAUGGCAGGCACAAAAAUUUCUAGUAACAGCUUUGCAUGUCAAAGGGUCAGCAUCAAAUAUAAAUGUGUUGGGUAUUGCAGAAGUCCAGGAACUGCUUGCUGCUGGAGGUACUAACAUACCAAGAACUGCUCAUGAGCUCAUUGCACAUCUAGCUUGUCGCCUUGCCCGAUGGGAUGAUAGGUUAUUUCGCAAAUGUAUAUUUGGGGCUGCCGAUGAAGUUGAGUUGAAGUUUAUGGACAGGAGAAACCACGAGGAUAUGCAUCUUUUCAGUGUAAUUCUGAAUCAGGAAAUCAGAUGGUUAUCAAACCAGGUUAUCAGGGUGAAAUGGUCACUCCAUGCAAGAGAGGAAAUUGUGUUUGAGCUUCUUCUACAUUUGCGAGGCAAUACAACAAGGGGCUUGCUAGAAGGAAUGAGAAAGAGCACCAGGGAAAUGAUUCAAGAGCAGGAAGCAGUUCGUGGACGCUUAUUUACCAUUCAAGAUGUCAUGCAGAGCACAGUCCGCGCAUGGUUGCAGGACAGAAGCCUCACUGUUACGCAUAAUUUAGGAGUUUUUGGGGGAUGUGGCCUUGUUCUUUCCAUCAUUACUAGCCUUUUUGGGAUAAAUGUCGAUGGCAUACCUGGAGCUGAUGGGUCUCCAUAUGCAUUUCUUCUAUUUUCUGGCAUCCUCUUCUUUCUAGGAAUUGUGUUAAUUGCCAUUGGGUUGCUGUACCUUGGGUUGAAAAACCCCAUUAUUCAAGAGGAUGUUGAAACGAGAAAAUUAGAGCUCCAAGAGCUGGUUAGGAUGUUUAAGCGAGAAGCAGAAUCCCAUGCACAAUUACGAAAGACUGCUCCUCGGUCCAAUAUGUCUCCAACUGCUGCAGAUAGACUUCCUGAUGGUGCAAAUUAUGUUCUCAUCAGCUAAUCACAGGAAUCCAAGAUCUCAAGACGUUGAAGAUUAUUGGUGGAGGGCAUGAAGCCGGUGGACUUUAUUACUUGGAUCGAUGUGGUUCUUCUCGUUUAGUGGCUUCUCAUUUGUCUAUCUCGCCUCUUCAGCAUCAUUGUCGCCUUGGUCAUCCAUCUCUCAAGAAUUUGAAGUCAUUAGUUCCGUCGUGUCGUCAAAUUGAGUCUUUACAAUGUGAAGCAUGUCAGUUGGGUAAACACCAUAGGGUGCCUUUUUCCAUGUUGUUUACUGUGAAAGUGUUUUUAGGGUUUGAUAAGUGAACCCUAACACAUAAGUUCCAAUGGAGGAAAACAUUAAUUUGAAAAAGGAAGAAAACUAUAGGAUGAGAUUAUGAUGCAAAAGCUAAUUACUAAAUACUGGUUGUAUAUUAAUAUAUUUUAGAAAAAGGAAAUAAGAAAAGGAGGAAAACAUUUGUCAUCUUAAAUAAUAGAAAAAUGAAGAUUGAAGUUCUUGACAUUAUCUUAA
Messenger RNA from Quercus robur (English oak), 2494 nucleotides. RefSeq lists its product as uncharacterized. NCBI's taxonomy places the organism in Eukaryota, Viridiplantae, Streptophyta, Magnoliopsida, Fagales, Fagaceae. The record is from RefSeq and is a predicted model, not a curated record. The coding region runs from base 314 to 1990 and encodes 558 amino acids. The transcript is spliced from 9 exons. Gene Ontology annotation, cellular component: membrane. Gene Ontology annotation, molecular function: metal ion transmembrane transporter activity. Gene Ontology annotation, biological process: transmembrane transport; metal ion transport.